Molecule: messenger RNA, 1540 nt
Organism: Lindgomyces ingoldianus
Lineage: Eukaryota; Fungi; Ascomycota; Dothideomycetes; Pleosporales; Lindgomycetaceae
Product: UPF0052-domain-containing protein
Exons: 3
Coding region: 152-1540 (462 amino acids)
Molecular function (GO): LPPG:FO 2-phospho-L-lactate transferase activity
Source: RefSeq, a predicted model, not a curated record
AUGUAGUUAAAGAAGACACCUACACAUCAAUCCCCUAAAUGUCACUCUGUCAAUAACCCAGCAUGGCCUAACAAUAAAUCUCCCACCGCUCCCUGCGGUCUGCUUCUACUCCUACGUCAUCUCUCCUUCUCUCCCGCACCUUACAUCAACAAUGAACAAUAGUAUCAAACCGAAAGGCAUCGUCGUCUUCUCCGGCGGCAGCGCCGCCAACAAUCUCGUCGAUGUCUUCAAAACUGUUCGUGAAAACAAGAGAUGUCCUUUAAGCUAUGUAAUCCCUAUUUCCGACAAUGGCGGCAGUUCGUCGGAGUUGAUAAGAGUGUUUGGGGGGCCAGGUAUCGGCGACGUGCGCUCUCGCCUCGUCCGUCUAAUCCCCGACGACCCUGAUCACGACGACAGCGAGAAAGCUGCAAUUAAGAUCUUCUUCAACCACCGGCUUCCCAAAGACAAAGAACUCGCCAAACAAGAGUGGUUACAAAUUGUCGAAGCUAAUCAUGCUCUGUGGGGAAAUAUCUCAACGGCGAAGAAAGAGCUGAUCAGGAGCUUUUUGAACCUGAUCAAUUUCGAGAUCUUGAAGCGGUUGCGGCCGAGUUCUACUUUUAACUUUUCAAGCGCGAGUAUUGGUAAUUUGUUUUUGACUGGUGCGCGCCUCUUCUCCGGCUCUUUCGAAUCCGCCAUCUACCUCCUUUCCUCCAUCUGCUCCGUCCCCUCGCAUACCCUCGUCCUCCCCGCAAUCUCCACAAACCACACACACCACAUCAGUGCGGGCCUCCAAAACCUCAUCACCAUAACCGGGCAAAACAGCAUCUCACACCCCUCUGUCCCUUCCCCACUCGAACCCAACCCCUCCGAACACGAAGAAACUGAAAUGCACGACCGCAUUGAAGACGCUAAUCUCCCGGGCUCCCUACCAACCCUCCGCAAACAAUAUAUCGCUUUUUCGAAAGAAGGCGAGGAGGAUUUACCCGCCAGGAUCGAGCGGAUUUGGUACAUCAAUCCGUAUGGCCAGGAAAUCCGCCCACCCGCGAAUCCGCGCGUCAUUGAUGCGUUAGACUCAGCGCAGGCAGUUAUUUACAGUAUCGGCUCUUUAUAUACCUCGAUAGUCCCGAGUGUGAUAUUAAAGGGCGUAGGAGAAGCGCUAGCGAGGGCGAGUAUUCGGUAUAAAAUCUUGAUUUUGAAUAGCACUAAUGACCGGGAAACCGGACCCUCUAGCUCCCCAUUAACAGCCCUAGACUUCAUUGCCGCAAUUGCCAAGGCGGCGGCAUCAUCUCGUGGACCCGGGUUUGUGAGGGAGGUGGAGAAGAGGGAGUAUAAAGCGUAUGUAACGCAUUUGAUACAUUUGCAAGGUCAGGGUACGCCGAGGGUAGAUAAAGAAGAGUUGGCGGAAUUGGGGGUUGAGUGUAUCAGAGUGUAUGGGAGAAGGGUGGGGGACGAGCCUUUUUUGAGGUAUGACGAGAAGGCGUUGACUCAGGCGCUCGAGGUUACGAUAGGGAGGAGGGACGUGAGGUUAGAAAGGAAUCGAAGAAAUACGCUUGAGGGGUAG